Messenger RNA from Bactrocera latifrons, 1372 nucleotides. It is a transcript of the gene Jhbp7, whose product is annotated as protein takeout. Lineage: Eukaryota; Metazoa; Arthropoda; Insecta; Diptera; Tephritidae. The record is from RefSeq and is a predicted model, not a curated record. The coding region runs from base 540 to 1307 and encodes 255 amino acids. The transcript has 4 exons.
UUUGUCCAGAACUGUUUUACAGUUUAGCAUUGAACUCGGCCAAGCGUUCGCAAAAACUUAUUCCAACGCGAAUUUUUGCUGAACACAACACGAGUGCGCGACCGUGCCGYGGAAGGCCGCUACGUAACGCCAAUUUAACGCAGUGGCUAUUGAUGAGUUAACUAAAUUUGAAAAAUUAAUURUAGCAACAAUACAGUGGYMGUUAGGCAAUGCMAUUUUUSGUUUAUAGGAAAUUCAAAAUAAACAAGAAGAAAUAAAUUUGUAUUCUUUUCAACGAGCAGCUCACGAUAAAAACGGUCGCGUAGCGAGUUCAGCCAAAAAUACACACAGGAUCGCUUCCUUACAUACAAACGCGCCUAUAAUAAAUCAGCAAGUUCGUCGCUAAAGUCUUUUAUUUUGUGCGCCGCGUCUACCUAAAUCGAGUGCGCGCAGCAGCUAAGUGAUUCAACCCAACUUAUUUAGUGCGCAUAUCAAAUCGGCAACGCGAGCGUUUGUUGUCAGGCAGCAACCGAUUGUCAGAAAAUCCAUAAAUAAAUAAAAUGUGCACUGCGCAACAAUGUUUGGUCCUUGCGACCGUCAUCAGCAACUGCCUGUUGCUCAUCUCGGCGGCUGGCAGCAAUUUUCCCGCUGACAUACCGCGCUGCCGCGCAGGCGACACAGACUGCAUAACGCGCACAUCGGCGAAUUUGGUGCAUCAGUAUGCGCGCACCGGCUACCCAUCGGCGGGCUUUCCAAUCAUUGAACCUUUCAUUGUGAAGCGAUUCGACAUUUCGGAUGGCCGCACCGGUUCGCUGAAUUUGAAAUUGAAUUUCCGUGAUGUGCAUGUUGAGGGAUUGUCCGCCGUMAAAUUUGAUCGUUCUGUUGGUUUCGAACGCGAUCCUGCCACAAGCAAAUUUGAAAUGUACGGUUCRUUCCCAAAAAUCGCGCUGCGUGGUAAAUAUGUCGCUGACGGACGCAUAUUGAUUUUGCCCAUCAAAGGUGACGGUGACGCCGAUAUUGUGCUGCACAACCCCAAAUUCUCCGUAAAAUUCAAGCCAGCACUUCAUCCCAGGGAUGGCAAGACAUACCUUAGCGUGGACAAACUGAAAGUGUUGGUGGAACCAAACAGAAUGAGUAUCAAGCUGACAAAUCUGUUUAACGGCGAUCCAGCGCUCGGUAGCAAUCUGAAUGAGUUUUUGAAUCAAAACUGGAAUGAGGUUUGGACUGAGCUGCAACCCUCCGUACACGUGGCCAUUGCUGAGGUGGUGAAGAGUAUAUUGCAGACACUCUUCAAGCGUUUCGCCUACGAUGAUUUAUAUGAGGACUAAAUAAGCACUUGGAGUUAGCAUACUGACUAUAUAUGUAUAAGUAAAUGGGUCUAAAGGAAACCUAA